Messenger RNA from Halichondria panicea, 982 nucleotides. Its product is annotated as CD82 antigen-like. Lineage: Eukaryota; Metazoa; Porifera; Demospongiae; Suberitida; Halichondriidae. The coding region runs from base 118 to 837 and encodes 239 amino acids. Gene Ontology annotation, cellular component: plasma membrane. The transcript is spliced from 7 exons. The record is from RefSeq and is a predicted model, not a curated record.
GUGCAAUCCAGCGGAAGUCAACUACAGGGCCCUUCAGUACAGUACUGCUUGCAUGCUUCUCACCUGUAAAACUGAUUUCACUUCUCUGACUGACUGACUCCAGUAUAAUUGACCGCCAUGGCUGAAACGGGAUUCUGUGCCAGGGUUGUACAAAUAGCGUUUGUCCUCAUAAACAUCUUCUUUGUGCUUCUUGGAGUUGGACUGAUAGCUGGUGGGAGCUACCUUGUGGCCAGUGGUAGCUCUCUGGCAGUGUUUGCAGGCUCAAUUGCAAUAGGACUGUCUGUAGUCAUCAUCUUAGUGGGCAUUGUUGUGUUCUUCGUUGCUGCAAUUGGUAUCUUAGGAGGCAUCUUUCGACACAAGCUACUUCUGGGAAUUUAUCUCGUGGCUCUGGUCCUUAUCAUCGUUGCAGAAGUGGGCGUUGCUGUUGCAGGCAUUAUCAAGAGAGGGGAGCUGGAAGGUGUUAUUAGUGUUAACGUUGGAACAGUAUUGGACAACUAUGCCAAUCACAACAAAACUGACCUCAGUGCCAUUAACUUUGUUCAGUGGACUUUUAAAUGCUGUGGCUGGAAUAACUCCAAUGACUAUGUUGUGAGAGAUGCUCCCAUUCCUAUGAGCUGUGAUUGUACCAACAAUGUUACUGGUACCUGUGAACCCCUCAAUAGCAACCGUACCAUCUGGAGCAUUGGAUGCAAAAGUGGUGUAAGCAGUGCCUUUCGCACCUACCUAGCAGUCAUCAUUGCUCUGGCUAUAUUGGUCGCUCUGAUUGAAAUAAUGGCUGUGUUGCUCUCUCUAUGCUUGUGUUGCUCAGGCAAGAAAGAUAACUACGAGACCGUCUAAAAACACACCCACCCACGUCUUAUGACUUGAACUCAGAACAUUUUAGCAGUUAGCAGUGACUGUCUCCCAGUAGCAUGCAACUAUACAAUGAAUGUUUUACUCUAAUUACCGUUUUAAAUUUUAAUUGAUCAAUAAAAACAUGAAA